Molecule: messenger RNA, 414 nt
Organism: Strongyloides ratti
Lineage: Eukaryota; Metazoa; Nematoda; Chromadorea; Rhabditida; Strongyloididae
Product: DNA helicase family and P-loop containing nucleoside triphosphate hydrolase domain-containing protein
Exons: 3
Coding region: 1-414 (137 amino acids)
Source: RefSeq, a predicted model, not a curated record
AUGAAAAAUAGAAAGAAACAUUACAUUUAUAACUGUGAUAGUUAUUUUAUAUUACAAAAAGUACCUGAAUACUUUCAGUCUUCAGAUUUAAAAAUAUCUAUACUUUUUACAAGGCAUCAAUAUCCACUAAAACUUGGAUUUUGUAUUACUAUCAAUAAAUCACAAGGUCAGACUCUAGAUAAAAUUGGUUUAUACCUUGAUGAGAGUGGUCUUUUUUCACAUAGCCAAUUAUAUGUGGCACUUAGCCGUGUUAGAGCAUUAUCUGGAGUUGUGGUUAAAUGGUCAUACCAACAAUUUCCUAAUAAAAAAGAAAAGAUAAAAAAUGUUAUUAUAAAAAAAAUUAUAGAACUUGCUACAAAAAUGAUUCCUCAAAAACCACUUACGCAAGAUUUUCCAGAUACAUCUGUUGCAUGA